Harpia harpyja (harpy eagle) is the source of this 770-nucleotide messenger RNA. RefSeq names its product RAB13, member RAS oncogene family (gene RAB13). The coding region runs from base 78 to 683 and encodes 201 amino acids. Gene Ontology annotation, molecular function: GTP binding; GTPase activity. Gene Ontology annotation, cellular component: synaptic vesicle; plasma membrane; endosome. The record is from RefSeq and is a predicted model, not a curated record. The transcript has 8 exons. Lineage: Eukaryota; Metazoa; Chordata; Aves; Accipitriformes; Accipitridae. Gene Ontology annotation, biological process: regulation of exocytosis; protein secretion; Golgi vesicle fusion to target membrane.
CCCGGGACGGGGUGGCGGGGUGAGAGGGGGGCGGGUCCCGGUGGCGGGGGAGAGCGGCCCGGCGGCGGGCGGGGGCCAUGGCCAAGGCCUACGACCACCUCUUCAAGCUGCUGCUGAUCGGGGACAGCGGCGUGGGCAAGACCUGCCUCAUCAUCCGCUUCGCCGAGGACAACUUCACCAGCACCUACAUCUCCACCAUUGGGAUCGACUUCAAAAUCCGGACAGUGGACAUCGAUGGGAAGAAGAUCAAGCUGCAGGUCUGGGACACGGCGGGACAAGAGCGCUUCAAAACCAUCACAACAGCCUAUUACCGCGGAGCCGUGGGCAUCAUCCUCGUGUACGACAUCACUGAUGAGAAAUCCUUCGAGAAUAUCCAAAAUUGGAUGAAAAGCAUCAAGGAGAACGCCUCUGCCGGGGUUGAGCGUCUCCUCAUUGGCAACAAGUGUGACAUGGAGGGCAAGCGCAAAGUGCAGCGGGACGAGGCCGAGAAGCUGGCGAAGGAGCACGGGAUCCGCUUCUUCGAGACCAGUGCCAAGUCCAGCGUAAACGUGGAAGAGGCCUUCAGCACACUGGCGCGGGACAUCCUGCAGAAAUCCUCCCGGAAAGCGGCCCCCAGCAGCAGCAGGCCCCUGCUGGAGCCUGGCCCCCCGAGGAAGGCUGGGGGUAAAUGCUCCCUGGCGUAGGGCCGCCUCGACACCCCCCUCUCCCGCCGCCACCGCCGCUGCUGCUUCCCCCGCCUGCCCCGGGGCAGCGCGGGCGCCUUUCCGGGG